GAUUUUUAUAGGCAGAUGGAUGGUGAUGGCAUUCAUGAUAAACUGAAAAAUGUAGUUGAACAAUAUGGUAGUUCUUGCUGGGGCUAUCAUAAAAUUUAGUGCUUAUUUUUCAUGCCUACUUUUCCAUGGUGAAUUCUGGUUUAGUACUGCCCGCAAAAUCCCAGAAGCAGUUCAACGAAAGAGGAUAAAAGAUCCCCAAGGGAAGCUGCUAUAUUGUAUGGACAAGCCUGUCAACCAAUAAAUGAUGCUUGAUGAUCUUGCUUGCAAGUUGGAAAUCAUGGCCUUUGUCUUAAGACUUAAGUUGCUAUCACUUUCUGAUGUUCAAAUCAACUCUCAUCAAUGAAACCCAGAGUGUGUGGUGAUAAACUGAACAUUAAUUAUCAGGUGGUUGAGGCAGCAUGAAAAAUGAAGUUGUUGUGGGCCUUGCAUUAGCAUAAGCUCCAGAAUGUUGGUGAUUGAUUUUCACGGACAUUCAGACCAUACCAUGCAAUUCAAUACAGAACUUUGCAGAGUAAGCAAGGCUCAUUUUCUGGGUCACUUUUGUCUCCUCUUUAGUUGCAAGGAAGAGAAAAGCUAAAGAGGUCAUUUACUCUAGCAAUAAAUGGACCCAGUUGGCUAUGGAGCCUGCUGGACCCUCUUUUGUAUUCCAUCCCAUACCAUGAGUUAGACUUAUGAUACACAAGUGGUGAAAAGAAAAAGGAAACGCCUUGAAGAUAUUUAUCUUACAUGAGCUCAUAUUUUCAUGAUUUCUUAUGGCAGCUGAGGGUAAAAGAUCUACUCAUAGUCUCCACUCAUCUUCUAUGACCUAUGUUAUGGUCUUUUUAGAAGCUGAUGCUUUGUGAGACAUAGUCAUGUCGAAUAUCUUUUAAAUAGAAAAAUUAUUAAAAU
Messenger RNA from Rubroshorea leprosula, 888 nucleotides. The record is from the annotation of a GenBank genome assembly. Lineage: Eukaryota; Viridiplantae; Streptophyta; Magnoliopsida; Malvales; Dipterocarpaceae.